This is a messenger RNA of Athalia rosae (coleseed sawfly), 5843 nucleotides long. RefSeq lists its product as uncharacterized. The transcript has 7 exons. The coding region runs from base 303 to 4115 and encodes 1270 amino acids. The record is from RefSeq and is a predicted model, not a curated record. NCBI's taxonomy places the organism in Eukaryota, Metazoa, Arthropoda, Insecta, Hymenoptera, Athaliidae.
UAGCACAAGGCACCGCAAAUCACCACGAGAUGCCACGAGCUUCGGUACCACAAGUCCACGAGGAUUGAAGACGAUCGGGCAAACGUUUUAUGAGAAAAACCCGCACGUUCUUUCGCAAUUCUAUCUUAUAUCUUUACGAGCGUUUUAUACCGUGCAUCAUUAACUAAUCGGUGAAUCGUUUGAUGUUCAGUGAAAAAUCGCAGCUACCGAUGCUGCAGCAAAUAAAUAUAUCUCCAAUCCAAACAACAUCUCAUUUGGAUCCGAAUGACGUGUGAAUCUUGAUCUAUUUAUCUGCAGUCAAUAUGUAUGACGGGAUUUUCGAUGACGUUAACCACGUGUUAACAAUCUUAGCCUCUAUUGGUCAAGAGAUUGUUGAUGAAACAUUGGUUUUUGAGCUCCUGGAGGACCUGCAACAUACCGGUACCGUCAUUCAGAUACUCCUGGAAAAACGUGCACGUCUUCCAGGCACAGAAUCUUUUGCAGCCCAAUUGAAAUCUGAUUGGGACUCAAUGGCAAAAGGGAACAUACCCCUUGAUUUAUUGGCUUCAAACGAUUCAAAUUCAAGUGACUGUUUGGAGAUCCUUGACCACAAGAACAAAACCAAUCCUGCAGCUUCUAGCGAGGGACUUGUGGAUCUUACUAAGGAACAAGAGACUGUAAUGAAUUCCAAGGGAGAUAUUUGUGGCAAUAAUUAUUGCAGCGAUAUCAUCGAAAACAAACCUGAUGAUGCUGAUGCCAAUAACUAUACUACGGAUUCUGAUUGUGAUGGAGAAAUGGACGCUUACUACGCGCAACUAAGUGAUGAAUCUGAAGGAUUUGUAGACUCUGAUGUGAGACCUGUUCUUAGUCCAAUUUUGAGGUUGCCAGAAGAACCACGGUCGCCAAUCUUUCAGAACCAAAAUAACGAUACAUCAAAUCUUGAAUCGGCUGAAAAUCGAAUGGAUGAGAUACUGGAAGAAAAUAACAAUGACCCAAACAACAAUCUGGAAGAUAUUCAAGUCCUUGAAGAGAACAGCGGCACUUCUGCAAUUCCAGAACAUUUAGAAAUGGAGACUGAACUAGCCUGUUCUUCACCAUCUAGUUUCGAACAAAACACAAAAUGCAGCAGCCCAAAACCUGGUUGUAGCAAAGACUCGUACUAUAUGGAUUCAGAGAUUUGUAUGUCUGAUGAAACUCAAAGGCAUGAAACUGGUAUUUUGAACAUUUCUACAAGCGAAAAAAUACGCCAUAGUCCAAAGCCAAAAAUAAUUGAACCACAAGAUGAAGCUGCUCAAGACGUACUAGGCAGCAAACACACUUUAUAUCGUAAAAUUGAACGCGACAGUAUUAGGAUACAGAGACUUUUACCAGAUAUUAGUUUAGAAAAAAUUGCAGCUAAGUUGAAGAAAAACGCGGAUGCCACAAACAGAGUCGAACUAACUUUGUGGGAUCUAUUGCCCGCCCAAAGACCAUUACCAAUGUGGAAUGCGAAGCGCAAGCUGAAUAAGGAUAAUUGUCCAUCACCAAAUAAAAAAACAUUUACACCUGGGGAGUCGAGUUGCAUUGUAAAGCACGUGAGUACAUUUUCAGCUGGAGGUUUAACUGACGAAAAAUCUUCGAAUCUAAAAAAAAACAACAUAUUGGCUCCUGCUAAAUUAAAACUUAGCGAUAAACGAAACAAAAACAUAGUUCACCCGGCUAAACUGGUGUAUUCCACAACAUCUGUGGCAAAGCGUCCCUCGAUAUUAAAACCUAGCAAGCUCCAACGUUUGGAUAAUGGAUACGGAUGUAUGAAGAGCAAAGGUAUUGUAACUGACAUGCCAGACAAUAUCUCCUAUGAUUCAAAAUUUCACAGCUCACAUCGUGCUAAUAAGGACCACGGCAAAGCAGCAGAUCCAUAUCCCAAGAUGACAAGUAUCCCAUAUAAUCCUCCAAAACUGGUAGACCAACCCAGAGAUUCAUCUGAAAAACCGCAGGAAACAGAUACAUCCAGCGUUGCUUCGAAAAUAGCAAAGAUGGAAACCCUAUUAAACCCUGUGACCUACACCGCACUCGCAAAUUUUUUCCAAACAACCGAAAAUGCUGCCGGAUGUAAAAGUUGGAAUUCAAGUCCUUCAAAAACCCAGUGUCGUGAUAUUAAUCCAAUUUCAACAGCGGUAAAAAGUCCAGGAAAAGUUGUAGAAUCCAAUAUUACAUCUACUCAGACCACAACAAUUCCUAACGUUGAUCAAUCUGAUUCAGAAGACAUACUUAUCCUUGAUGAUUCAUGGCAAGAAAUAGACAAUCAAAAUGAGGAGAACGAAGAGUGGCUGAUUACUCAUGAGGCUAUACAAUCUGUAGAGCCAUCAGGGAAUGUUGAAGUUACUGGAGUAGAGCAUAACAUCGUAGCACCAUCCAAGGUAUCGCUUGGCAAGUCAAUGGCCUAUCCUAGUGAUAACAUUGCCGCAUCAAUAGUUGUACCAAACGAAAUGGUCAUACCAAGUGAAGUCGAACCGCGCAAACAGGACAGCCAAGUACCAGAACAAUUGUUCAAUCCUCUGAUAAACAUGUUUCCCAAUGUGGAUCCAACAUACAUUAGGGAAUUGUGUUGCGAUGCAACAGUGAAUGACCAAACGUUGGAAUCGCUCGUAGAAAUUCUCUUAAAAGAUGGCGUGUAUCAUCCACGUAUAAUCAAUCUUGAACCAGAGCCACAGGAACUAAAUCCGGACUCCCAAUACGAAAAUCUCCGAGGAAUAUUUCCUGAUGCUUAUCCAGAGUACUUACGUGGCAUUGCUGAGCGUUACUUCAAAGAUCCUGAGGCUAUGAAGACUUUCGUUCAAUCUAAAUUGGAACACCAUGAUUAUCCCACGAUGGCAGAUUACUUGAAGAAAAUGAAGAUUACGGAACAAAUACGACAGUACACUGUUGAUUUUGACUCUAAAAAAUUUUUGGAAAUAUUUCCCAAGCCUUUUAAGCACUUUGAAAAUCCUCAACGAAAGUAUACCUACAACGUCAUUGCAUUUGAGUUCUUAAAGUGCCACUUCAGAUCAAAUAAGGUCGCCACAAUACAGAGGGAAUACAGAGCUGCAGAACAUAUGUAUCACAUAAGUUUGGUAGCAAAACGAUUGGAAGCUAUGGGUCCAGAUAUGAAAAGCAAAAGAUGGGACAGGAUACCUCCAACGGAAGACAUACCACUGUUACAAGAAUUUGCUUUCAUACAGCACAAGGAAGAAUUGCGAGCGUAUUUGAAAGAGCAGCGGACUUCAGAGAAGCAACUAUUCAACAUGUUAAAGGCAAAGAACGAGCUCUUGGAAUGUCAAUGCUGUUUUGAUACAGAGUGCAUGCCUUCGAAAUGUUCGUCAUGCAGCGAGGGUCACUUGUUCUGUAAAUCUUGUAUCAAGCUUGGAACAGCGACUAAAAUCGGUGAUGGACAAACGCAGUUCCCUUGCUUUGUGGAAUGUAAAGGCGAAUUCACGUUGCCGGUUCUGCAAGACGUCUUGGAACCCGCCACGUUUAGUAUGCUGCUAAGAAAAAGACAAGAAGAGGAAGUGAAGGCUGCAGGAUUGGAAGGGCUGAUAUCCUGCCCAUUCUGUCACUUUGCUUCCAUUCCACCACCUGAAGACAAAGUAUUCAAAUGCUUGAACGUUGAGUGUAUGAAGGAAACUUGUCGACUUUGCAAAGAACUGAAUCAUGUCCCUCUACGCUGCGACGAAGUGGUGAAAGGUGUAGAAGCCAGACAUUAUUUGGAAGAGAAAAUGACUGAAGCUCUUGUACGCAAGUGUUAUAAAUGUUCUCGUCCGUUCUUCAAAGACGAAGGUUGUAACAAAAUGAAAUGUAUUUGCGGUGCAAUGAUGUGUUACAUCUGCGGGGAACCCGUUACUGAUUAUAAACACUUUAACGGUCAGGGUGCUGGACGCAUCGACUUAUGCCCGUUGUGGAGUGACAAUAGUCUACUUAACGCACAGACGGUGAGAGUUGUCGCCGAAGCUGCAGAGAAAGAAAUUCUCAAGAAGAAUCCAAACCUAAAACUUGAUACAAAAACAUUGAUGCCUUCCCUACCUCAAGCAACAAAAGGGCCUCAUCAAGACAUACCUAAUGCUCAUAUACUACCGGUGAGAUUUAUUUAUGACUAUAAACAGUUUUUCGAUAAUAUUUGAGGCAGAAGUCUCGUAGUAUCAGUGGAUAUGAAUUUUCCCCAGAUUAGUAUUUUAGGCUUCUUCUACCCUUCCGAUGUUUAAUCGAUUGAGAUUAGUUAAAUCUAGCAAUACUCUGACAUUUAUGGCCUGUUGCUAAAUUUUUUUCUAUAAAUUUCUAUUAUUUUGUUAGGUUCACACUCGAAAGGCGUGAUCACACUAUUGGUCAACGACAAGAUUUCGGCUUGUUUUCAGAUUUUUAAAACUCACUACUUAAAAUACUCCACCAUUAUAUUCAAAAAUUCAUAUUUUAUUUAUUGCCUCUUUUGUAUCAGUAAUAAGUAAAAAUGAAAGAGAAAUAAGAUUUAUAUGUAUAUAUAUAUGUAUAAAAAGAAACGUAAAAAUACUAUGUACCAUUGUUCCAAGUUUUAAAAUAUAUUCAUAUUGUUAUAAGAACCAACACAAUUUGCUGCUUUCAAAUUAUCGAGUAUCUGAAAAAUCAUUAUCCAUGCUCCAGUAUGCAUGAGAUGAUGAUAUAUCGUUGUUUUCGUUUUAAAAUGAUCUCACCCCGAGCAAAUUACGUAUUAUGAUUAUCUCAAGAGUUGUGAAGCUCAACAAGCAUCGCUUACAAUUAGUUUAACAAGGUACAGACUGAAACAAAUAACCACUGUGGUAUGAAUACCGCUUGCUUCUUGAAUUGCCAUUUUUUCACAACUUCUGAAUUAAUUUCAUAUUACGAUGAUUAUUCACUUAGUGUUUGUGUUAUCCUGAUUUCGAUUUUUACAGUAUCAUUAUCUCGAUUAUCAUUUGAAAUUUGUGUAAUUAUUUCAUAGUUACUACGGUGUAUAAGUAUUACCAUUAUCAAUAUACAUUUAAGAAGCGAGUCUUUGUUUGAAUACAUGACUUUGGAUGCUGAAGUCACAUUUUUUAUGAUUCCAAAGUGAAAGUGAUGUGAAAUUAUUGGAUUUAUGAGAAUAAUGUUACCUCUAUAAACCUUUAAAUCAUCUCAUCUUCGAUGAUUCUUAUUUUCUGCUGGCACAGGAUUGAAUAUCAAAAAAAAAACAUGGUGCACAAAUAAUGUAUUCCAAAGAACUGACUCGUUAAACAACGCUUUAUAAUUUUUUUCUAUUACGCUAAAUAAGUACAAUCAUAAUUACUACAAGUGAUAUUAUAAUGAUUAGUGUGAAGUUGAAGUACCUGAUAAAGUUUUUGUUUCAAUCGUUUUAUAUAUGAAAAAAAAAAAAAAAAAAAAAGAAUAUUGCAGCAUUUUGAUUACUUCCUUAAAUAUUGAUCGCAAACUCUCCAUAAAGUUUUACCAAAUCGUAAGGAAUAUGCGUGCCUUACAUUUCCCCAAAAAGUUUGACUGGUGAACACUUUGAGAAAUCAAGACUUCGUUAAAACCACUGACAUGUAUAACAUAUCAGUAGGCGAAAGUGAACAGACUGACCUCAACAUCACUUUUCAACAAAUGACCAUCAUGUCUAAAAUUUGAUCAGUCAUAAACUCUACUUCAUAGACUGUAUGGGCCGUGAUACAUGUGAUGGAGCUAUCGUCUUUUCAGUUUACAAUCAGCGAAAAAAACGAUUUUUUAAUUGCGUAACAGAAAAAAAAAAACCUCAAUACCCAGGGUAAUUUUCUGAUGAACAGAUGUUUUGACUUUUUGAGAGAAGUGAUACAAUAGUUUUUUAUGUACUGUAAUUUUUAAAGAACCUGAAUUAUAUUUUUCUGAAUAAAAAACCGUUGAGCAAACUU